UGCAAAAAGUAACCUUUUCCAAUACUUGUCUACAUGUAUUUGACAUAAGCUCCAUCUUGUAUGCAAAUUUCCAUACUCUUAAAUCUUUUAUCCUCUUCUUAGUUACUACGGAUAAAAGAUUUACAGUAGAAGUAUUGUUAUAAUCAAUUUCUGUUAUUUUUUCCAAUAUUAAUGAACUAAAGUUGCAAACUUUAAUAACAGUUUGUUUGUUUAUCAUUUCUCUUCCCUUUACCCUUUCAAGCGCCACUUUUUCUUCCUAAAUCCUCUCUCAAAUCUCUCUCUCCGUUUCCGAUAAAGGAAAAAACAAAAGCUCUAAUCUCAAUCUUUCAGUUCCUGAAAAAGUGUUAAGAGACUGUGUGAAGCAAAGGGAUAGAGAGAGAGAGAGAGAUGGGAGGAGUGACGUCAUCAGUUGCGGCGAAGUUCGCUUUCUUCCCACCGAGUCCAGCCUCUUACAGGCUGAUAACCGACGAAAUGACUGGACUUCUUGUGAUGAACCCGUUUCCUCACCGCGAGAACGUGGAGAUAUCGAAGCUGCCGACACGAAGAGGAACAGAGAUCGUGGCUAUGUACGUGAGACACCCGAUGGCUACCUCUACUCUGCUUUAUUCCCAUGGAAACGCAGCCGAUCUGGGCCAGAUGUAUGAGCUCUUCAUCGAAUUGAGCAUCCAUCUUAAGGUUAAUCUUAUGGGGUAUGAUUACUCUGGGUAUGGACAAUCUACUGGAAAGCCAAGUGAGCACAAUACAUAUGCUGAUAUUGAAGCUGCUUAUAAAUGUCUUGAAGAGACAUAUGGAGCAAAACAGGAAGACGUAAUCCUCUAUGGCCAAUCCGUAGGAAGUGGACCUACAUUAGACCUCGCUGCAAGAUUACCUCAGCUAAGAGCUGUUGUUCUCCAUAGCCCGAUUCUUUCAGGUCUAAGAGUUAUGUAUCCAGUGAAGAAGACUUACUGGUUCGACAUCUACAAGAAUAUCGACAAGAUCCCACUUGUGAAUUGCCCUGUUCUUGUCAUUCACGGAACUAGUGAUGAAGUUGUUGACUGUUCCCAUGGAAAACAAUUAUGGGAACUCUCUAAAGAGAAGUACGAACCGCUUUGGCUUGAAGGCGGCAACCAUUGUGAUCUAGAACAGUACCCUGAAUACAUCAAACACCUCAAGAAGUUCAUCGCAACCGUAGAGAGGUCUCUCUCCUCUAGGAAGAGCACGUGCCAAUCAGAAAACCAGAGCAGCGAUGUUGAAAUGCCGAGGCAGAGCGUUGACAGAAGAGAGAAGCCAAGACAAAGCGUUGAUAGAAGGGAGAAAGAGAAACCUCCAAAGGGUCAGUCCAAGAAGAGUAAGCUGAGAAUCACUUUCGAGCAGCAUUUGGAUCGGUCCAGGAGAAGCGUUGACCUUCACGAGAAGGCAAGGAAGAGCGUUGACCACUAUAGUCAUCAUCAUCAGAAUAAUCAUGAGAUUGAGAGAGGAAGGAAGAGUGUUGAUAGAUUGGAUAGAGUACGGUCCGAAUAAACACGGAGAAAUCUACAAUACGUACAUACACAGAACAAGAACAUUUGAUCUUGAUUGCAGUUCUAAUGUUGAUGUUUUUUUUUUUUUCUUGUUUUGUUUGUGAGUUAUUCUGUAGUUUUAUUUAUUUGCGGUGUGAUAUUUUUCUGAACUUAUGAAGCUUAUGUAUUAAGCAAACAAUUGAGUGAGAUUAGAGCUUUGCAUUAGCAGGAAUUUACUUAACCCUA
Messenger RNA from Brassica oleracea var. oleracea, 1724 nucleotides. Its product is annotated as alpha/beta hydrolase domain-containing protein 17B. The transcript has 5 exons. Bases 388 to 1500 code for a protein of 370 amino acids. The record is from RefSeq and is a predicted model, not a curated record. NCBI's taxonomy places the organism in Eukaryota, Viridiplantae, Streptophyta, Magnoliopsida, Brassicales, Brassicaceae.